Molecule: messenger RNA, 3554 nt
Organism: Gadus morhua (Atlantic cod)
Lineage: Eukaryota; Metazoa; Chordata; Actinopteri; Gadiformes; Gadidae
Gene: slc8a2b
Product: solute carrier family 8 member 2b
Exons: 17
Coding region: 506-3505 (999 amino acids)
Biological process (GO): cell communication; calcium ion import across plasma membrane; sodium ion transmembrane transport
Cellular component (GO): sarcolemma; postsynapse; axon
Molecular function (GO): calcium:sodium antiporter activity
Source: RefSeq, a predicted model, not a curated record
CGGUCGCGCGCUGUUUGUGUGAUGAUGAGGGGCCGGUGGGAGCUCGCGUGCUGCUGUUUGUGAGUGUCGGCGCGAGGACGAGUCGAACGUCGGGGAUAGCGCGCGGGAGAAGAAUUAACGAACGGUUUUCUUAGUUUUCACAGAUUCCUAACGUCAGCACCUUUAGUCAUGUUUGUUAUUCCAAGCGCGGCACUUGUUUCGAAAGACGCUCAACAGUAGAGGAAUAGAAGGCUACGGAGGAAUCCUAAACAGAAGAGACGCAAUCCUGCUUCUCCUUCCGUGAGCGAUCCAGGGCUCCUGGCCUGGCCCGACAGCAGACACGCUUAUUUAAAGUGUGGCGGGGAGCCGGCCUUGAAUGUGGAGGCAGAGCUGAAGCAACAGCAGCAGAGCCUGGUGGUGGCGAGCGUACCUCAGCCCCACCCGUCCGCGUCCUCCUCAGCCUCUCACCCUCGGGGUACUCCGUCCUCCACAGCCUGAACAGACCCCUUCCCCCCACGCCAGCACCAUGUCUCUCCUCUCCUCCCCGUGUCUCUCCCUCCCUCCCCUCCUCCUCCUCCUCCUCCUCUCCGCGUCCUCUCACGGCGAGUCCCAGCGCGGGGGGGCCGACUCCGACACCGAGGGCCUCUGGGAGCGGGCCGGCAGCAGCAGCGCCUCCCCCUCCGCCUCCCCCUCGCCCUCCUCCUACCCCCCCAGCGGUUCCCCGCCCCCCCUGCUGUUCUCCUACGGGAACGCCAGCGAGGCCGUGCUGACGGCGGCCGAGCGCCGGCUGGCCAAGUGCAACGAGCCCACGGUGUGCCGGCCCGGGAUCCUCCUCCCCGUCUGGGAGCCCAGCCGGCCGGGCCUCGGGGACAAGGUGGCGCGGGCCCUGGUGUACUUCGUCUCGCUCAUGUACAUGUUCAUCGGCGUGUCCAUCAUCGCCGACCGCUUCAUGGCCGCCAUCGAGGUCAUCACGUCGCAGGAGAAGGAGGUGACCCUCACCAUGCCCAACGGGGAGACGACGGUGGCGACGGUGCGGAUCUGGAACGAGACGGUGUCCAACCUGACGCUGAUGGCCCUGGGCUCCAGCGCCCCCGAGAUCCUGCUGUCCGUCAUAGAGGUGUGCGGCCAUGAGUUCCACGCGGGGGAGCUGGGCCCGGGCACCAUCGUGGGCAGCGCCGCCUUCAACAUGUUUGCGAUCCUGGCCAUCUGCGUGUGGGUGAUCCCCGAGGGCCAGACCCGCAAGAUCAAGCACCUGCGCGUCUUCUUCAUCACCGCCUUCUGGAGCAUCUUCGCCUACAUCUGGCUCUUCCUCAUCCUGUCCGUCAUCUCCCCCGGCGUGGUCGAGGUGUGGGAGGCCCUGGUCACCCUGCUCUACUUCCCCGUGUGCGUUCUGCUGGCGUGGAUCGCUGACCGCCGCCUGCUCUUCUACAAGUACAUGGGCAAGCGUUACCGCGCCGACAAGCGCCAUGGCAUCGUCGUGGAAACGGAAGGCGACCUCACGCCCACCAAGGGCGGCAUGGAGCUGAGCCUGGACGGGAAGUUCCCGCCACGCGGGGGUGUGGUGGUUCCUGCGGGCAACGGGGCGGCGUAUGACGGCGCUGCGGCCGGAGCAGGGGGCGCCAUGGCGACCGCGUCCGGCGGCAACAUCCCAAUCUCCAACAGCACCUUGGUGAUCAUGGAGAACGCCAAGGAGCUGGACGACAGUCGCAGGGAGGUCAUCCGGAUCCUGAAGGAGCUGAAGCAGAAGUACCCGGACAAGGAGCUGGACCAGCUGGUGGAGCUGGCCAACUACUACGCCCUGCUGCACCAGCAGAAGAGCAGGGCCUUCUACCGCAUUCAGGCCACGCGCAUGAUGAUUGGCGCGGGCAACGUGCUGAAGAGGCACGCGGCGGACCAGUCCCGGCGGGCGGUGGUGGUGGACGAGGAGCUGGUGGUGGACGAUGACCUGGAGCUGUGCAGCCGGCUGGCCUUCGAGAGCGCCCACAGCCAGUGCAUGGAGAACUGCGGGGUGCUGACCCUCGCCGUGGUGUGCCAAGGCGGCCUGGGGGAGAGCACCUUCUACGUGGACUACAGGACCGAGGACGGCUCCGCCAACGCCGGGUCGGACUACGAGUACAGCGAGGGAACCCUCGCCUUCAAACCGGGCGAGACCCGCAAGGAGAUCAAGGUGGGCAUCAUCGACGACGACAUCUUCGAGGAGGACGAGCACUUCUUCGUGCGGCUGCUCAACCUGCGCGUGGGCGACGCCCAGGGCAUGUUCGAGAGCGACGAGGCCGGCGCCGCGCCCAAGGGCCGGCUGGUGGAGCCGCUGGUCGCCACGGUGACCAUCCUGGACGACGACCACGCCGGCAUCUUCACCUUCGGCGACCGCAUGGUGCGCGUCAGCGAGAGCGUGGGCACCAUGGAGGUGACGGUGGUGCGCAACUCGGGCGCCCGCGGCACCGUCGUCCUGCCCUACCACACGGAGGCCGGCACGGCCAAGGGCGGCGAGGACUACGAGGACGCCCGCGGCGAGCUGGAGUUCAACAACGACCAGACCACUCAGACCAUCCUGUUGAGGAUCAUUGAUGAUGAGGAGUAUGAGAAACACGAGAACUUCUUCAUCGUCCUGGAGGAGCCACGCUGGCUCAAGAGAGGAAUCUCAGCUCUGCUGCUCAACCAAGAUGACGACGGCCAGAUGAGUGCGGAGGAGGAGGAGGCCCGCAGGAUAGCUGAGAUGGGGAAGCCCAUCCUGGGGGAGCACAGCCGCCUGGAGGUGGUCAUCGAGGAGUCCUACGAGUUCAAGAGCACUGUGGACAAGCUCAUUAAGAAGACCAACCUGGCGCUCGUGAUCGGCACACACUCCUGGAGAGAGCAGUUCGUGGAGGCGGUUACCGUGAGCGCCGGCGACGAGGACGAUGACGAGGAGCACCUGCCCUCCUGCCUGGACUACGUCAUGCACUUCAUCACCGUGUUCUGGAAGGUGCUGUUCGCCUGCGUGCCGCCCACCGAGUACUGGAACGGCUGGGCGUGCUUCUGCGUGUCCAUCUCCGUCAUCGGCCUGCUGACCGCCGUCAUUGGGGACCUGGCGUCCCACUUCGGCUGCACCGUGGGCCUCCGCGACUCGGUCACCGCCGUGGUGUUCGUGGCCCUGGGAACCUCCAUCCCGGACACCUUCGCCAGCAAGGUGGCCGCCACGCAGGACCAGCACGCCGACGCGUCCGUGGGCAACGUGACGGGCAGCAACGCGGUCAACGUGUUCCUGGGCAUCGGCGUGGCGUGGUCGGUGGCCGCCAUCUACUGGGCCUCCAAGGGCAUGGAGUUCCGCGUGGACCCGGGCUCCCUGGCCUUCUCGGUCACGCUCUUCACCAUCUUCGCCUUCUUCACCAUGGGCGUGCUGCUGUUCCGGCGCCGGCCCUCCAUCGGCGGGGAGCUGGGCGGGCCCCGCAGCUCGCGCAUCGCCACCAGCCUGCUUUUCAUCGGCCUCUGGUUCCUCUACAUCUUCUUCUCCAGCCUGGAGGCCUACUGCCACAUCAAGGGCUUCUGAGGGGAGGGAGUGAGGGGUGGAGAGGAGUGGAGAGAGAGGGGGAGAGAGA